Molecule: messenger RNA, 2910 nt
Organism: Clonostachys solani
Lineage: Eukaryota; Fungi; Ascomycota; Sordariomycetes; Hypocreales; Bionectriaceae
Source: the annotation of a GenBank genome assembly
AUGGCAGAUCGCAAUCUUUACGCGACGUACAAGAAGGACACCAGGUACUUGGUCUACUGGAUGAUCCAUGCCUCCAACCAUAUCCUUCGUGGCCUGGAGACGCCCGAGCAUGACUUGUUGGCCCUCAAUUCAACGGGGCAGACCACAGUUUCCGGUCUGGUCGCCAUGUCCAAACUGAUCGCCGCUCAUGCGAUCCCUGUCCCAUCAAUCAUUCAGCGAUUGCUCAAGUCCAUCAUCGCCGCCCGCACCCAAGUCCACGCGCUCUUCGAAACGUUGGCCGGAAAAGACCCAGACCCGGAACUCGCAAGGAGCAAUGCCUCCCACAAGCACUUCAUUGACGCCCUCAUGGAAACAUUCAAUGUCCUAGGAGGCUCCGCCUUGACAUCCUCGCAGCCAGACAAUCCGAAUGAAGAGGCUGACCUGGACGAGUUUAUUUUUUCAAACAAGUUCUCUGCCUUGGGAGUAACCACUGGCCAAGCCGUUGAGAGCGAAUCCGAUACAGACGAUUCCGAGCUUGAGAUACAGAACGCACCCCGCAGCCAACAAGGUCCCAAGGCGGGAAGAGGCAAGAAGAGCAAAGGAAAGAAAAAAGGGCGUAGCAAGAGGAAGUCCGGGCGUGCAAAACCCACAAUUCGCGAAGCUGAUUUGGACCAUUUGCCAUUGGAGAGCUUCCGCAUCAUUGAGGACUUCAAUGAGGACAAAGAGGAAGGAUAUGGAAUCAUUACCGACUACCUGGUUGCCGUGUAUUAUGUUUUCCGAGAAAUUAUCUCCGUCAGAUCAUUUACGCAAAACCUCUGGCGUGAGGUAGCAUACGACGACUUGAAUAGUGCCGUGGCCGCGGCUGUCUCGAACAUGGCCAUUACUGCCGUUCGGAAAAUGGCUACACAGAUCUUUGUAGAUUUUCCGGGCAACGAUUCAUUUGACACCAUUCUGCAAACAAUUACCAGGGGAAACCCUGAAAACCUCAAGAACAACCUCGCGGUCUCUUUGUUGGCACCUGAGGAUGGCAACGAAAAGAUGAAAGAGGUCCAUGAGAGCUUUAUAGAUAUCGAGGAGCAAUUCCUCAUCUAUGUCUAUAAGGAUUUCUGCGACUUCAUUACCGAUUUCCGCUUGAACCGCAACGGGAAACCGACAAAACGCAUGCAGACCGAGCUGGCGAAUUGGGAUCCCAACUUCAACCUUGAAAAGGCGACACCGGAGGAGAGGAUCAAAUGGCGGCGUGCUUACACUAUUAACUGGCUGUAUGACCUUGUUAACGUGUUUUCCUCCGUCGUUGUUCAACGGAUCACUCUCAAAGGAAAAUCGAUUAACCUCGCCACAGUGGACUGGUCGCCCAGCGGUCCAUGGCAUAAUUACCGCAGGCUGUAUGGUCUCAAUGAAUUUGCCAGCUUUGUUACAUCGCUGGCCUUCCAAAGACCAUCAGCAGACAUGAAAUCCAAGAUACAACCCCAUCAUGUCUUCCAGCUUCAGUGUAUCGUGGAUUCCAUGACUGUGUCUCGUGGAUGGCAGGUCAACUCUCUCUGUGGUCAUAUCAUCACUGCCCCGAGCCCAAAGUUCUUUCCGCGACGGGAUGUAGACCUCUUCCUAGAUCGGGAAGAAAAAACCGGAGCCGGUUUCCUACAGGGCGGAUUCGUUCUCAGAAAACUCCUAGAACGCGAUGCAGCAAGCCGUGGCAAUCCAAAUCAUUACGACGUAAUACUUACGCCCUUAGAAGUGAUCAGGCUGGACUUCAUCGAAUGGCUCGGUGAGACGAAAUACAAGGAUGGGUUGAAAGGUAUUCCACCUUCUCGAUUCACCAGCACGAAUGCCAAUGGAUUGUACGAGUAUUCGCCAUUCAUGUGUGGUGCCGGGCUCUUGGAGGGGCUUGAGUUGGCAUAUUUGAUUGGCAUUUACAUCUGGGACUCGACCCCGGAACUCCUCAUGGUCAUCCAUCUUCACAACAUGCUCGAGAAAAAAGGCUUUCUCAAGGAGCCGGUUCCACUCUGGGGUUCUAUUGCGCUAAUUUUUCCCGAUUCUCUGUUUCAUAACAAAACGCCACCCACUUCCAACUUUGCCCAAGCCUUUAUCGAUCACGCCCAAAGGAAAGGUAUUCAAAACAGGACCAGGAAUAAACGCGCCAAAGAUAUUAUAGGUGUUCUCGAUCCCAAGGCUAAUGUGUUUUUCAAAACCAAACCCUGUACUCAAGUUCUUAGAGACGCGGGGUGGGAUCCAGAGAGAAUUCCUGACAGCGAUAUCGUAAUUCCGUCCAUUCUCGGUGCCCAGCGGCUCUCCCGAGUCAAGAGACUGAUAGAUCCGGUGACCGGAGAGAUGAAGCUGGAAGAAACUGAACUGGUGCGCAGAGUGAAGAAGUCUGGCAUGAGCGACGAUGGAGUAGUAGCAAUUGCCUGUUCAAUGGCUAUUCGGAAUGCCUCUAUAAAUAUCAAGCAAGCCCACCAAGCCCAACGAAUGAAAGAAUAUGUGGCUUCCGCACCGGAGAUGCAGGGUCUGUCUGGGCAAUUGGGAAAACGAGGUGAGACCACGUUGGAUUGCCUGCAACAGUCCAUGUGGGACAUUGGCAUAGCCAUAAAUGGAGACUUCCCGGCCAUGGGACUGAGCUUCCUAUGGCCGACCACCUUCGUCUACUUGUUUUUCAUGUCCGUGGAAGAAGAACUACGCGAGAAGCAAAAUCCCUUGUACAAGAGGUCGUUUGAGAACCCCAAGUAUUCCGAAGACAAGCGAAUGGCUCUAGUCCUUGGUGCUCUGACAGGAAAACAUGAGGAGUGUUUGCGUGUGAUGGCUAGUGUGUUUGAAAGCCUUCAGACUGAUUUCUUUUCACAAAUGUACUGGAAGGGUGCGGAAACGGUCGAGGAAAGACUGCAGAGGGAGGCAAACAAACACAAAUCCGAACUUCCUGAUUGUACUAUAAUGUAG